Desarmillaria tabescens is the source of this 3266-nucleotide messenger RNA. RefSeq lists its product as uncharacterized. Bases 63 to 2777 code for a protein of 904 amino acids. The record is from RefSeq and is a predicted model, not a curated record. The transcript has 13 exons. Lineage: Eukaryota; Fungi; Basidiomycota; Agaricomycetes; Agaricales; Physalacriaceae.
GUUGAAUUUCAACCGCUUCCACAUCUUACGUUCGACUUCAGUCUGGGAAGAGGCAAGAAGAGAUGUCUUCAAAUAUUCUCAAAAGGAAGGCAUCUCAUAGUCCUCCCAAUUCACCAAAAAAUUUGGCUGAUACAAACGGAAAUGUCAGUGAGCAAAUAAUGCUGGAUGCAGAAGAAGAGACUUCAGAUGCCCUUCAUCCCGAAGUUGGAAAAGGUUCUCCGAGGGUGUCCAUAGACAACGGUGUGGGCAACCGUCCGCAAUCUCCUCAAACAGAGUAUUCGCUACCGUCACCUUUAAGCGAUGCGUCAGGUCGUCGAAGCUCAGCCGGCUACUCCCAAAAUGAAGGUCCUGAGAUGCUCUGGGAGCGCAAGAUCUCUAUACUUCUCGUCAUGGGACCCAAACCCGAAAAGGGACCUCAUAAUUCAUGGCAUGCCCACGAAAAUCGUCUCGGAGUUGAGUGGGAGGACAUGCGCUGCUCUCCUCAACUUUCGGCGGACCUUCUCAGUGACGAGAAUUGUCGUGGUUUCAUUUAUCCGCUCAGAUUGGCCCCCGGGGAACCACCGGUUUUGGCAACUGGGCAGAAAUGGGGCCAAUGGUACGCGCAUUACAUGACGCUACUGGUUACUCGCUUCCCAGAUACACCCUUCGUCUCUGUUACGAGAUGUAGUAUCGAAUCGUUCAUCGACAAAGUCUGCUCUCCAUCUGAACUUGAGAAACUCGACCACUAUACUUGCAUUAUAGCGCGUCUAACCGAUCCCUCAAGCGAUGAUCUGUCAUCUAUCCCUUACCUCGCUUCUCCUACCCGUCUCACGACAUUUGUCUCAGGAAUGCGCCAGCUUUGCAAAAAGACUGCCGUCUUCCCUGAUAUUGAUGAGAUGGAAUACGCCGCCCAAAAAUUACGCGUCAUCGAGUGCCUCGACUCUAUCGCGCAAUCUGUGACCUCGACGCCACGUCCUAAGACUUCCGUAGCAGGAGGGAAAGUCCCGGGACAGAUAUACAAACGAGAAGGUUCGCACUGCGAACGGCAUGUUUUGCUACCGAAACAGAUACAGUCAUCAAAUUACCGUUCGGUAAUGAGGGAAGGCCAGCACCCUACGUACCGCUGGCUCCAGCAGGAUUUUGUUCCAUACAACAUCGAAUGGCGGGUAUUCCUUGUGAGAGUGUCCAAGAGGAAGGAGCUAGAUAACAGUUGGGUUGCCGAAACGCAAUACAGUCGGUGUCCUCUUUUUGAACUCGAGGAGCGACUAAGAGCGCAACCAGAGGAUGAGGAUGAGUUUCCAGACUUGACCGCUCACGACGAAGACGUAGCCCUGGCGGCGCUCGUCCAGCGAGAGACCGAGAUUCUAGGACACGUUCCGUCUAUCUCAAUGCUCUGUCGUCUCGAUAUCUCGGUAAUGCGACAACCGACGACCGGCAAAUUGCAAUACUGGAUUGUCAGUGUUGCUAGGGGUGCUAACGUCCCUAUCCACGGUAUCGAUGACAGCUUUGAUACUCUUGGGGUCAUCGCCGAUGAGUUGCGGACGCCUCCUUUCCCUACUUCCCAAGGAGAGAAAUCCCCCCCGCCUGCGGUACGAUCUCCACCAGUAGCCCAGAGGGUUAAGUACAUCCUGGUGGUACCAGGCCCACCCAACCCGUUCUCUCUAAAUGCUAAAGUCUGGGGUAACACGCAUACCAUCGUCAAUUCGAAUUCCUUAUGGGUGAAGGUCGAUUUACCUCGUACGGAUGUCCAGCUUCUAGUAACGCAUAAAGCCAUCAAAGGUUUCAUCCAUGAGAUUCCAUUAAGGGACCUCAAAGAUGGCGUUAAACCCAGAAGAGGGUAUUCGGGCGUCUGGAUACACCAGUUGGUGCUUUUAGGGUACUACUGGUCUCAUAGAAGCUCUACAGAUGUGACAUUCAUGUCGUGGACCGACUUUAUAGACAGAGUCAUCGCAGGGACCAUCAAAGCGGAUAUAAUUUGGGGCGGUGUAGAUCUGAGCAGUGCACUUGAUACGGUCCCUGGAAUCAAAGAACCCAGUCUUCUUCAUGCCGGACGAAAAUUUGACGUUAUCGGGGACCUCGAUAACAUCGCUCGGUACAACAUGGGAACUCCCCGACCAGAGACAGAUGUCCUUUCGCUGGAUGGUCACGACGACGACAUAGAUAUCAGAUCUUGGAUCUUCAAACGCGAAGGCAGUCAUAACUUUGCUCACGUCCAAGCGUGUGUAACACCUAGCCAGCUACCUGCACACCCCAAUUAUCGAUGGUUGAAGCAGCAGUAUGUCCGCUCACUGGAUCGCCAUGUCGAGUGGCAUGUCUUUAUGAUCAAAGGGAAGGUAAAAUGCGUGUUUUAUGUGAUGCCGAUGGACAAAGUCGGGUUGAGGGAGGUGCAUGGGAUCUCUCGAGAUGAAAAUUCAUACCGUUCUGUGUGGUUGAGAACGAAAGGCUGGGAUCUGGCAACGAUGAACACCUUCGCGCACAGAGGCAAACGCCAGCUUGUACAUAGGUCAGGCGGAACCCGAGCUUCACUAGAGCAAGCUGAUGCCGAGAUGAGGUUAUUUGCCGAAGGUACCCUAGCCGAACUGAUUCAGGUGGAGAAGCGGAGGUUCGAGGGGCAAACACUCUCGAUAGAGAAGUUUUGCCGGAUGGACUUGGGAAUCAUGAAGGAUGACAGCGGGCAGUUGCAAUACUUUGUGCAUGGGAUCAGGAGGGGCCCGUUUAUUGAGAUGUUUCCCUCGGAAGUCGAGGACGGGGUCUUUCGGUACCUCAGUAACGAGAUUUUGAAAGUGUUAAGGGAAUAAGUAGGAGGAACUGGUUUGAAAAGCAAUAUCUCAGUUUAUGUUUAUCUGUCUUGGGAUGCCUGAUUCUCAUUAACAGGUGUGAAAAGCUUUGGAGGAUGGGAGAGGACAAGAGCAUAGACGUGUCAGUCUCACAAAGUAAUCUAAGCCUAUAACUGGCGUUGGCCGUGUAGCGUAAUGGUUAACGCGCUAGUUUCCGGUAUUGUGGACAUACAUCCAAGCUAGAGAUUCCGAGUUCGAGUCUCGGCAUGGUCGAGUACACUUUUCUUAUUUUCCUUGCAAAUGAGUAUUGCUUGUGGGGUACGUGUCACAUAAGUUCCGUGGGUUUUUCCGCGCUACUGUGCAAGUUCAAAUUUUUUUCCGCUUAAUUUGCAUACAUUUGAUUAUAAUCCAGGGUGUUCAUUGAGUCCGGCGUCAGCCUGAGCAAAGUUUCUUCAUAUCUACGCUCCGCACAUCUACAAUAAAUAAUUUCCUCGAUCUCGUUGAAGCCAG